AUUUGUUGUCGUUUCCUUCUAUUCCUCCCGAACGUCACUUUGAAAAACGUCUCCGUGGCGUUUACACGCGGCUAUCGCUCGGAUAAACGUUUACGUCGUGCUCGGUUUUCGCGUAAAGAUUUUUUAACGAAGAAAAGCAAUAAUGGCGCCCAAACAAAGAAUGCGCAUCGCCAACGAGAAAGCUAGUAAAAUGGUAACGAUGCGGGGCAACGUACCCAAAUCAUCGAAACAAGAUAAAGAUCAGUCGCCGGUGGGCCCCUGGCUCUUGGCCCUGUUCAUCUUUGUCGUCUGUGGCUCGGCUGUGUUCCAAAUAAUCCAGUCGAUCAGGAUGGCGUAGGACCUCUUCAAGUCUAGGUUAAAUUUUCACUCUUCCAAAUUUGAACCUCUCUUUGUCAUUACAAAAGCGUUAUGUUUGUGUACAUAUAUAUAAAGAAUAUCGUUUAAUAAGGGCGUAAACAUAUCUGUGGGAGAUAUUCAUGCUGUAGCAUUCCAUGGGUUGCAGUUUGUGUUUUACAAUUUAAUAUAUUUUACUUUGACA
This is a messenger RNA of Cylas formicarius (sweet potato weevil), 538 nucleotides long. Its product is annotated as stress-associated endoplasmic reticulum protein 2. The record is from RefSeq and is a predicted model, not a curated record. The transcript has 2 exons. Gene Ontology annotation, biological process: endoplasmic reticulum unfolded protein response. The coding region runs from base 143 to 337 and encodes 64 amino acids. Lineage: Eukaryota; Metazoa; Arthropoda; Insecta; Coleoptera; Brentidae. Gene Ontology annotation, cellular component: endoplasmic reticulum.